AUGGUGAAACUCGACGUGUCGCUUCUGCGAUUUCUGGAGGAGGAGGACUUUCGCGUUCUCACUGCUCUCGAGAUGACGAUGCGAAACCACGACGUUGCCCCUACAGCCCUCAUUGAACGCAUCGCACAACUCCCUUACGGUGGCUGUCGCAAGCGCCUGAAGUGCCUCCUUAAGCACAAGAUGAUUCACCACGAGAACACCAUGUACGAUGGCUACGCAAUGAAGUACGGCGCGUACGACUACUUGGCGCUCCGUACCCUGUGCAAACGCGGCACCGUCGCUGCCGUCGGUCACCGCAUUGGAUGCGGCAAAGAGUCCGACAUUAUUCUUGUCAAGGACGAGUCCGGCAAUGAAUGUGUGCUAAAGUUGCAGCGUCUCGGGCGCUGCAGCUUCCGAAGCGUCACACGUAACAGGGACUACAAAGGCGGUGGCCGCGCCCGACACGGUGAGAGUUGGUUUUAUCUCUCUCGCCUUGCCGCGGAGAAGGAGUUCUCCUUCAUGAAGACCCUCUAUGACGAGGGAUUCCCCGUUCCGAAACCAAUUGAUCAGAACCGUCACGCACUCUUGAUGGAGCUGGUGGACGGCACGCUGCUAAACAACAUCACUGCAUUGGGUGACCCGGAGAAGGUUUACAGGCGUUCGCUGGACCUCAUGAUUAAGCUUGGCGAGCACGGCCUCGUACAUGGUGACUUUAACGAGUUUAAUCUUAUGAUUACGGAGGACAUGCGCGUCAUCGUGAUUGACUUUCCGCAAAUGGUCUCAACGAAUCACCCCAACGCAGCAGAACUAUUUAGUCGAGAUGUGGAAAACCUUGCGAAUUUUUUCCAUCGUCGUUUCAAGGUAAAAUCACUCUUUUACCCAACGCUUGAAAGGGACGUGGAGCGCAAGGCGGAACUGGAUCGCGUGGUCUUUGCUAGCGGGUGCUUCAGCAGCAGACAGCAACAGGAUCUUGAGCGUCUUUUGCAAACUCAGCUGGCAUCAUGCGAUGAGGCCGACGGUGAAGGUGAGGAUGACGAUGAGGAUGAAGACUGUGAAGGGGAUGCGGUUGGCACAACGAUUCCUUCAGGGACGACACCAGAGGGGAUUGACGGUGCAGGUGGUGCACAGGCGUUUGAGGAAAAUGGGGCCGGUGACACUGAGGAAGAAAAUGAGGGACGGCAGCAGCAGCAGCAGCAGCAGCAUCCGGAAGAUGAAGGCGAUGAUGGUGGCUGUGAUGGCAACGAGGAUGAGGUGAGUAGUGUGGCGCGGUCUCUUGACGAGGCAGUUGAUGAGGCAGCUGUUGAGAGACGUGGUCAGUGGCAGCAGCAGCAGCAGAAUGUGAACUUUAAUCCUGAUGGCACUGUCAACGAGGGCUACGUGCGAUCGCAGGUGCGACGCAACAUUCGCUGCAAAGACAACCAUCAGUUCAAUCUGGGCCUUCACCGCAACGUGCAGAAGGGGCGGCAGAAGCAGAAGAUACGGCGUCAGAUCAAGCAGGGAAUAAACAACGGAUUUUUUGACUAG
Messenger RNA from Trypanosoma rangeli, 1503 nucleotides. Its product is annotated as putative conserved RIO1-domain protein. The transcript has a single exon. Gene Ontology annotation, cellular component: preribosome, small subunit precursor; nucleus; cytosol. Gene Ontology annotation, molecular function: protein serine/threonine kinase activity; ATP binding. NCBI's taxonomy places the organism in Eukaryota, Euglenozoa, Kinetoplastea, Trypanosomatida, Trypanosomatidae. Gene Ontology annotation, biological process: maturation of SSU-rRNA; protein phosphorylation. The record is from RefSeq and is a predicted model, not a curated record. Bases 1 to 1503 code for a protein of 500 amino acids.